GCUAGCUGUGUGCGAGUGUGCGAUUUUUUCAUCUCCUGCGUGAGAACAUGGUGAGCUAUGAAGAGGAAUUAAAAGCUGUGGAAUAACAAAGUCAACGCGUUACUAUAAGACCACUUAAACCGAAUCUCUUAUAAGAUGUAUUCAUACUUUAGCCUCUUUAUAUUUUUAUACGUGCUUGAUAUAUCAUUCUGUGAAAUGUUUACUUCGAUGAUGAGCGUGAAUCAAGCUGUUUUCGCAGAAAAACAACUAAUCGAUCAUUUAAGAAUAUAUAUAGAACUGGAAAUACAAAGACUUGAUGAUAUUAAAAGGUUCUUUUCAAGAGUCACAUCAUUACACAGUGACGUGUACUAUGAGUCAUCAGCUACCAUAGCUAAUCCAAUUGUUGCAUUCAAACUGAUCAAAAGACUAAAGUCUGAAUGGUUGAAUGCUGCCUAUACAAAUGAACCCGAAGAGAAUAUCAAAGCUCUUAGGGAGGGUUACAGGAAGAUGGAAGUCAGCUUACCCAAUCUUGAGGACCUUCAGGGGGCAGCGCAGGGGCUGAUGAGACUUCAGGAUGUGUAUGAUCUACGUGUGGAGGGACUUGUGCAAGGUCACUUCCAGCAAAUCACAAAUGGAAAUGCUGUUGACAUUUACACCCCCCCUGUGUCUGAUACACUCUCUGCGGAUGAUUGUUUCCUUAUUGGAAAGGUGGCCUAUGAUUUGGAAGAUUUCUACCAUUCCGUGCAGUGGUUUGAGGAGGCAGUUCGUCUCUUUCGAGGAACAGAAUGGAGUCCAGAAAAUGAAGGCACACUUGAAGAUGCCCUUGACCAUUUAGCUUUCUCUCAUUUCAAGACUGGAAACAUAUCCUACGCCCUCAGUCUCUCUCGGGAACUACUGCUUCAUGACCCUAUGAACAGAAGGGUCUGUCUCAAUGUGGAGAAGUAUGAGAAGCUCCUUGAUGAAAGUCCGCCUGUUACUAACCAACGCUUGGCUUUGAAAAGGGCUGACACCACUUAUCUGAGAACCAGGAAUGUCUAUGAGAAGCUCUGCCAAACAAAAGGAUCUCAGCCAAAACAUUUUGAGAACCCCAGGUUGUUCUGUGACUAUUUCGACAAUGGCAACCCUGGUUUACUUCUGCAACCAAUUAAAAGAGAGCUAAUCAGCCUGCACCCUUAUGUUGUGCUCUUCCAUGAUUUUGUCACUCGACCUGAAGCUAAAAGCAUCAGAGAAUAUGCAAUGCCAGGGCUUAGAAGAUCAGUGGUGGCAUCAGGAUUAAAUCAGGCCACUGCGGAAUAUCGGAUCAGCAAGAGUGCAUGGCUUAAAGAGUCAGUCCAUGAGAUUGUGGGAAAGGUGGAUCGACGCAUAACUAUGGUCACUGGGUUGAAUGUGCAUCCUCCUUAUGCUGAAUAUCUCCAAGUGGUAAAUUAUGGCAUUGGAGGACACUAUGAACCUCAUUUUGACCAUGCCACAUCUGACUCGAGUCCAUUGUACAGGCUAAAAACUGGAAAUCGAGUGGCUACAUUCAUGAUAUAUUUGAGCUCUGUGGAAGCAGGAGGAUUCACAGCCUUCAUUUACGCUAACUUCAGUGUUCCAGUAGUGGAGAAUGGGGCUCUCUUCUGGUGGAAUCUUCAUAGAAAUGGUCAAGGAAAUGGUGACACUCUUCAUGCUGGCUGCCCUGUCAUUGUUGGUGAUAAAUGGGUUGCCAAUAAGUGGGUUCAUGAGUAUGGCCAAGAGUUCCGACGUCGUUGUAGCCUUAAUCCUGAGGAGUAAAGGAAGCAUGAGACCAUUUAAAAUACAAGAGUCAACCCCCUUAAAGGAGCAACAAUAGCAAGUGAGAAAGUGAAAGGCUGAGAAUAAAGAGGUAAAGCAUUUAAGCAUGUAAAGCAUGCUUGAAUGCUUGUGUGUAGGUUUGGUUUGGCAUGCAGCCCAAAGGGCAAGCUGACCUCCUGUUCCUGAAUCCCAAGAUAAACACCAGAAUGUUUACUGAAAAUGGAAAGUACAGAUGUUUACAUGGGUACCUGAUGAUAGUUCGUUUUGAUGAGUAAUUUGUGGUAACACCUAUUUUGUUCCAACAGCAAACAAUAUAUAAAAUAUAUAAUUUUAAUAAAUUACAAUAUACUUUGAAAAAGUAUAAUAAUUUACCUGAUUGGAUGUUGAUGAAAGACCUGUGUAAAUCUGGUGCAACUGUAUGUUGUUUAUGGUUGCAAAUCAACUUCCGUAAAAGUUCCAUAAAUGUUGUAAACAUAAAUAAAUUAUGAAA
This is a messenger RNA of Pimephales promelas (fathead minnow), 2239 nucleotides long. RefSeq names its product prolyl 4-hydroxylase, alpha polypeptide III (gene p4ha3). Gene Ontology annotation, molecular function: procollagen-proline 4-dioxygenase activity; protein binding; L-ascorbic acid binding. Gene Ontology annotation, cellular component: endoplasmic reticulum. The record is from RefSeq and is a predicted model, not a curated record. Lineage: Eukaryota; Metazoa; Chordata; Actinopteri; Cypriniformes; Leuciscidae. Gene Ontology annotation, biological process: peptidyl-proline hydroxylation to 4-hydroxy-L-proline.